Messenger RNA from Carica papaya (papaya), 1971 nucleotides. NCBI's taxonomy places the organism in Eukaryota, Viridiplantae, Streptophyta, Magnoliopsida, Brassicales, Caricaceae. The record is from RefSeq and is a predicted model, not a curated record.
AUGGACAGUGAAGUGGAUGACUUCAUAGUGCCCUCUGUUUUAAAAGCUUGCAGCCAAGUUUUGAUGAUCCAUUUGGGAAGAGAGCUUCAUGGGUUUGCCUUGAAGAAGGAUUGGAUACUGAUGUUUAUGUUGAAGGAUGUUGUUUCAUGGAGUGUAAUGGUUGGAGGGUACAGUCGAAAUGGAUUGUUGGAUGAAGCAUUAGGAAUUGUAAGGGAGAUGCAGUUCAUGGAAGUGAGGCCUAGUGAGGCUGCCAUGAUCAGCUUGGUGAAUCUCUUUGCAGAUUAUGGAGAUAAGCAAAUGGAUAAAGCAAUGCAUGGCUUUGCUGUAAGGAACGUUGAAAAAAUGGGUGUUCCUUUAACUACUACUUUGAUUGACAUGUAUACCAAGUGUGGAGAUUUGGCUUCUGCAGUAAAGCUUUUUGGUGGAUUGAGUAAAAAGGGACUUGUUUCAUGGACUGUUCUGAUUGCAGGGCAUAUUCGUUGCAAGGAAUUAGAAAAGGCUAUAAAACUUUUUCGUAGAAUGCUGGAAGAAGGGAUACAUCCUAAUGAGAUUACAAUCUUGAGUUUAAUCAAAGAAUGUACAUCCGUUGGUGCUUCGGAAUUGGGCAGUUGGCUUCAUGCAUAUGUUUUGAGAAAUGGUUACUGUAUAUCUCUGGCUUUGACUACAGCUCUUGUUGAUUUGUAUGGGAAAUGCGGAGACACUGUAUAUGCAAGAAAACUUUUUGAUAGAUCAAAGAAUAAAGAUGUGAUGAUCUGGAGUGUUAUGAUUUCGGCUUAUGCACAGGUUCAUUCCAUUAAUCAGGCUAUCUCUCUCUUUACCAAGAUGAGGGAUAGCGGAAUAAGGCCAAACCAGGUGACAAUGGUUAGCCUACUUUCAGUAUGUGCAGAAGCUGGAGCCCUUGACAUGGGCAAAUGGAUUCAUGCUUACAUAGACAGGCAAUGUGUUGAAGUAGAUCUAGUACUGAAAACUGCGCUUGUAGAUAUGUAUGCCAAGUGUGGGGACAUUGAUGGAGCUUACAGGCUGUUUGAGGAAGCUGCAGAUAAAGAUCUCUGCCUGUGGAAUGCUAUGUUUGCUGGAUUGGGGAUGCACGGUUGUGGCAAAGAAGCUCUGAAGCUUUUCGUAGAAAUGGAGAAACUAGGUGUUAGGCCUAAUGAUAUCACAUUUAUAGGACUUCUUCAUGCUUGCAGUCAUGCUGGAUUGGUGGCUGAAGGCAAGAUUUUAUUUGAAAGAAUGUUUCAUAGGUUCAAUUUGGUUCCAAAAGUUGAGCACUAUGGUUGUAUGGUGGAUCUUCUAGGCCGAGCAAGACUUCUUGAUGAGGCUCAUGAAGUGAUUAAAAGCAUGCCGAUAAGGCCAAACAGCAUUGUGUGGAGCGCCCUGCUUGCAGCCUGCAAAGUUCAUCGUAAUUCAACAUUAGCAGAAAUUGCAGCAAGAAAGCUUCUUGACAUGGAGCCUCAACAUUGUGGUUACAACACCCUGGUAUCAAAUGUGUUUGCAGCAGCCAAUAGAUGGGAUGAUGUUGCAGAGUUGAGAAAAGUCAUGAAGAAGUUCGGGAUGAAAAAAGAACCCGGUCUUAGCUUGAUCGAAGUAAAUGGAUCAGUUCAUGAAUUUGCAAUGGGAGAUAGGAGACACUCACAAAUAGCCAAAAUCGAUGGCAUGCUAGAGGAGAUGAGAAAGAAACUGGAGGAAUCUGGAUACGUGCCAGACACAUCUGUUGUCUUACAGAACAUUGAUGAGGAAGAAAAGGAAUUUGCACUCAACUAUCAUAGUGAAAAAAUAGCCAUGGCUUUUGGCCUCAUUAGUACAGCUCCAGGCCAUCCAAUUAAGGUUGUGAAAAAUCUGAGAGUAUGCAAUGAUUGUCACACUGCAACCAAAUUACUGUCUAAGAUAUAUAAGAGGGUAAUUGUAGUAAGAGAUCGGAAACGUUUUCACCAUUUUAGAGAUGGAUUCUGCUCCUGCGGCGAUUAUUGGUAG